Messenger RNA from Amoebophrya sp. A25, 2045 nucleotides. The record is from the annotation of a GenBank genome assembly. NCBI's taxonomy places the organism in Eukaryota, Dinophyceae, Syndiniales, Amoebophryaceae.
CAUGGCGAGUCGAGAGGACCAAAACCCAGCAAAAGUUCUAUUAUUUUAAGGCUUCUAUUUUUCCACUAAGGUCUCUCUUCUGCACAUUAAGAAUACCAGCAAAAGUUCUAUUAAUUAUUAGGGUCAGCUAUCUCAAGAAUGGGUACACUACUACUACUAGGCUUCUAUUUUUCCACUAAGGUCUUCUACACAGACACGCUGGCUUAUUUUAAAGAGAGUCUUUUUUAUUAUUAGAAAUGUGCGAAACGGAAAGGGAAACUCCAUAAUUGGUCCGCAAAACGAGACUUUCCCGUGAGUGCUGUUACUCUUGAUCUUCCCAAUGAUCUCAGCGAUAAUUGAGGUUGAGCUCGCUUUUCUGGCUCUGUUCUCUCGCUUCAAGGGUUGCUUAAAUAUAUAAGAUCUAUAGCACCUUUUUUGAACAGAAUAGAAAUCGAGACCCUUGGUCUAAAACUGAUAGUUCUUAUUUAAGUAUCUCUUUUGUCUUUUCUUGUUCUUAAUUAUCUCCUACAACCGGUUCGUUUUCCCUCUUUGUCUCUUCUUAGGCUUAUUUCCUCACGCAAUAUCGAAUUCCUAUUCAUUUCUAGGCGCGCGUUCGCGCAAAAUAUGACGCGUUCGCGCAAAAUAUGAAUGAGUGAAUACUAGGCUAAGUAAAACCUUACUAGGAAAGGGGAAAAAUCGUUGUAACAACUAGCUCUUAACUGCUGCUAGCUUAGCACGGUUAGCAAGUAGCUCUGACUGCCUCUACACCUAGCUCUUAGCUGCUACUUUUUAGCAUGAUGAACAACAACUAUUUUCAACAACUAGCUUCAACCUUUAAUCCGUGCGGUCCCGACGACGGCAAGAAGCGGCCGGUUAUGAUUGUUUGCUACGACCUCUUUGCGCAGAUGUUGCUUUUAAGGUUUAGGUUAUAAUAAAGAAAGAAUAUUAUGAUCUGCUUGUCGGGGGUGCUCGUUGUGCAGGAUCAUUCACAACCUACUAACCUAACCUAAGCACAUAGCACAUGAUCCAACGUUGUAACCUAUAUCUAACCUGUGCCCUUCUAGGGGGCCCCCUACUGUCAGUCUCGCCUCUCCUCUCUAAGACUCUGGGAUGAAGCGAAGACUAUGGCAUGGUUCAAACAAAAAAAAUGGGAUGGGACGGAUGAGGUAGAGUUUGCGAAGAAAAUAGCGAGGGGAGAAGAGCUAGAUUUUCGGAACUGGCAGAUGCACAAACACAAACUACAAAAAAACAAAAGUGAAGCUGAGAAAAACGCUCCAGCAAAAGAGAAGGCGCCAAAGGCAAAUCUUUAAGGCUCUGCUUUGCUUACUUAAUCUUCAUCUUGAAAAAAAAUACGAAUACGUGGUUUGUUCUUUUCCCUCAUGAUGCUAGGUCAGCAAGUCCCUUCAUUUCCAAUAUACAGUACGCAUCGUAAUUAGAUUCCACUAGCAUUAAAAGGGAGGAUGAAAGUAGACUCAAACUUCCCCUGCGUCCCCUCGCGUCAAACUCUACCCCAAGAACAGGCAAAUGGGUGAAUGAGUGAAUGAAUGAGAGCGGAUGAAUAUAAGGAGACUUCGUUUAUUUUGAGAAUCCUCUCAUCUCCAUCUGGGAACUCCAGCUUGUUUCAUUUUCUGAAGAGAAUCAAUGGAACUACUCACGUCUAGUCUAAUCUUCUUCGAAGUACUCAAAGAAACUUCUUCUUUUCUUCUAAUCUUCUCAAAAAAAGAAGCCUGGAGCAUCAGAUUCGAGCUCAAGCAGUGAAUCGUCGGAUUCUAGUGAGUUAUCGAUGUCUAGCGAUCAGGAAGUUACGACAAAAAGUUUGAGCUAUAGUGGGAUACGUUUCUGAUGAAAUAAACACUUACAAUACAGCACAUUUUUUGAAUCUAAAAUUCGAAGAGACCGUUCUUUUUCUCUACUCCUGUGGGAAAAAUAGUCCUCUUAGUCAACAUAGAUAUAGAAACAGCUUCUGCUGCUCUAAUUUUUAUUCCGCCAAGCCUUCCUCCUCUGCGUCAUCCUCCUCUGCUCACGCCAAGACCGGGCCUUCAGCUGCUCAAGCGGCCAAGGGAUCG